Dendronephthya gigantea is the source of this 1215-nucleotide messenger RNA. RefSeq lists its product as uncharacterized. The record is from RefSeq and is a predicted model, not a curated record. The coding region runs from base 83 to 835 and encodes 250 amino acids. The transcript has 2 exons. Lineage: Eukaryota; Metazoa; Cnidaria; Anthozoa; Malacalcyonacea; Nephtheidae.
AGAAAAGGAAAAACUACUUUAUCAAUUAGAACAACAGGAGAAAGAAUUUCUUGGCAUCGAUAACCAGAGUCAAGAUACAACCAUGUUUAGAAUUGAAUUUAAAACCACGAUGUCUAAGGAUUAUUACUUGAUAAAAGGCUGUCCAGAGACAUUCAUCCCAGCUGGAAAAUCGGUGACUAUAUUUGGUCAACUGCAGAAUAAACGGUGGAGAUGUGUCGUGGAGGAUGCUGAUUAUGCUAAUAAUGUUCGUUCCUCCAACGAACUAUUCGAUCCCUUCGUUGACGAAAAAAAGGACACAAGGACUUGUGAUGUAAGUCGGAAUAUAGUCCAAGAGAAAAAGGACAGCAGGUUCCUUCCCUGCUAUCCAUUGAUUGGAAGCCUUCCAUCGAGCGUUAUAGCUGACUUCAAUGAUAGAAUGAACUUAGAGAAUGAUGAUAGCAAAGCUUUAUAUUCUAAAGACCAUGACAUAGACGGAGACAUAGAAGACACGAGCAUAGAUAUAGACCAUUCUGACAUAGUCUUGUGUGAAUGUGGCCGACGUCUACCGUCAUCUCAUGAUGUACCCCCAAGGUUACCAUCAUGCUCCUUCUGUCAGUAUUGUACCUUCCCUAGUCCCAUUCAAACAAUCACCCCUGAACAUUUAGAGCAACUAAAUUUGCAAAGAUUUCCAUCCAUGUCUGCUGCACAUCUUCCUACUUUACCAGAAUCUCCCACAGAGUCAACUAUAGCCGAGUUGAACAUGGCUUUAGAAAGUCUGGCAAAACUUAGACCACGUUCGCGGCCUGCUUCAAGUGGAUCAGAUGGCAGCUGCCGUAAUUCUUGGACAUAUCGUUAAUUUAUCGUAUGUAUACAAAAGAACGUGGAUGAACAGUUACAAUGACUAUUAACAAUAGCUUCCUCAUGUAGGUCUUGGUCGUCAAAGACAAAGGCGACAUUACAAGUGGGCAUUACGAUAGACAGUCUGUGGACGAAACUGUAAAUGAAAUUUCUGUAAACGAAAGUUUUAUUGGCUUCGCAAAACUAACAAGCCAAUCAAACUUCGUGUACCAUCAGGCAUUCCACGUUUGACGUCAUUAUGAGAAGGGUCUAUUGUGGAAACACAUUACAUAUAAGGAGACAGUGGAAAACAUUCAUCCAUUUGUGAAAGGCUUUCUUUAUUUAAAAACCUGAACUACGUUUAGAUAUUAUCAGUAUUGAAAUAAUUGGCUUUCUUUG